GAACCUUAACAGAAUGUCCAUACACACAAUUUGAAAAUUGCAACCGAAAAAACCGCCACAUUCCCCCUCCUUCCAACACCCAUCGCCACCACCUCCCGCCGGUCUCCUCAAUCCCUUUCCACCAUAUCAAAGUUGCAGAAUGUCGAGUAGACGAUCGGGUUCAAACCCGAAACGAUUCAUUUUCAUAACCAAUGACCCACAUUCUCUCGCAUAGUUUAUUUCUUUUUUUGUUGCAGGAACAUGGUAAACCCAUAUAAACAACCCAUCAAUUCUUCCAUCAAAUACACGUUAUAUGAUACGGUCUAUCGUAUUCGGGGUUUUGUAAAUUUUCGCCUGGUUCUUCGUGGAAAUAAUCGAGGUGUUGGAAGAUUUUGGCGGGUAAAGAUUAUUACUUUUUGAUGUGUUGCAUCAAAUACACGUUAUAUGAGAUUGAUUUGAAUAAGGGUUUGUUUGUUUUCGCCUUUUCGGGUAUUGCACACCAGGUGUUUGUUUAAAUGCCGUAACCAAUGAUAUCCUUUUUUUGUGAAAAGGGGAGGUGGGUUGAACCAUUGAAGUGAUGUAGCGACUUAGGAUAGAAUUGAAAUUAGAUGGGAAAUGUAUGCUUAAAGGGUUUCCAGUCGAUAUAUAACGCGUUAUGCUGGCCUCAACAGAAAUCUCCGAACAAGGUCCAACCGGCAUUGUCAGAUAAACAUUUUAAGGAUCCUCAGCCUGUUCAAACCACACCUCCGGAAACUCCUAGGUUAGCGAAAGAAGAGGUUAAAGAUGAAGUCAAAGUGGAGGUCAAACCCGAAGUCAGAUUAGAGCAUAAGCCGUCCAAAAGGGUUUCAAUAGUGAAGCAACAAAGCAAGCAUAAACAGUCGGUUAAAAAGCCUCAGGAAAUGAAGAGAAUGUUAAGUGCAGGGCUUCAAGCUGACCGUUUGUUGAAGGUCAACAACGGGAAUUUGAAAGAUUUUUAUAUGUUAGGUAAGAAACUAGGAAACGGUCAAUUCGGUACAACGUAUCUUUGCGUAGAGAAAAAAACUAGUAAGCAGUUCGCUUGUAAAUCCAUUGCGAAGAGGAAGUUGCUUACAGACGAUGAUAUAGUGGACGUUAAGAGAGAAAUUGAAAUAAUGCAUCAUUUAUCAGGACACCCUAAUGUGGUUUCGAUUAAAGGGGCUUAUGAGGAUUCGAUAUCCGUUUAUUUGGUUAUGGAACUUUGUGCUGGCGGUGAGUUGUUUGAUCGAAUCAUCGAUAAAAGUUAUUAUUCGGAACAAAAGGCUGCGGAUCUUGCUAAAACUAUUGUUAGCGUGAUCGAGGGUUGUCAUUCGCUUGGCGUGAUGCAUCGAGACUUAAAACCUGAAAACUUUUUAUUCGUGGAUGAUGAUGAAGAUUCAGUUAUGAAGAUCAUAGAUUUUGGGCUAUCAAGUUUCUUUAAGCCCGGAGAAAUUUUUACGGAUGUUGUUGGAAGCCCUUAUUAUGUUGCACCCGAAGUUUUGCUUAAAUAUUAUGGUCCAGAAGCCGAUAUAUGGAGCGCUGGUGUGAUUAUUUAUGUUCUUCUUUGUGGGGUGCCUCCAUUUUAUGCAGAUACCGAGGAGGAUAUAUUUGAAGAGGUUUUGCAUGGUAAACUUGACUUCAGUAUAGACCCAUGGCCUAAAAUCUCUGAAAGCGCUAAAGAUUUAGUUAAAAAGAUGCUUGUUAGAGACCGCAAAAAAAGGAUAACUGCUCAUGAAGUUCUUUGCCACCCUUGGAUUAGUGUUGACGGUGUUGCUCCAGACAAGCCUCUUGAUCCUGCGGUCUUGAUUCACUUAACUCGGUUUUCUGCCAUGAAUAAACUAAAGAAAAUGGCUGUUAAGGUCAUUGCGUCAAAACUCUCAGAAGACGAGAUUGCUGGCUUAAAACAAAUGUUUAAGAUGAUAGAUACAGACAACAGCGGUAACAUCACUUUCGAAGAACUGAAAAUUGGAUUGAAAAAUUUUGGUGCAAAUCUUGAAGAAUAUGAAAUUCAUGAUCUAAUGCAGGCUGCGGAUAUAAACAAUAAUGGUAUAAUUGACUACGAAGAAUUUGUAGCUGCAACCUUGCAUUUGAACAAAGUUUACAAGGAAGAUAGUAUUUAUGCUGCCUUUUCGUAUUUUGACAAAGAUGGCAGCGGUUUUAUAACCGUGAAUGAGAUCCAACAAUCGUGCAAAGAAUUGGGUAUAGAUGAAUCACAAAUAGAUGACAUUAUUAAAGAAGCGGAUCUGAACAAUGAUGGGCGUAUCGAUUACAAUGAGUUUGUUGCAAUGAUGCAAAAAGAAAGCGCCGUUGUCGGAAGGAGACAGCAAAAGAACAAUCUUAAAAUUGGACUCAGGGAGGGAUUGCCAGUUUGUUGAUAAAAGUUUGACUUUUCCCGCCAUUUUUUUUAAAAAAAAAAUAUUAUGUUUUUAUUCAUAUUUUCACAAAAAUACAAGCAAAUUGACUUAAUUUUUAAGGAAAAACAUCUAACAUACUAGAUCCUAGCAAGAUUUUUAGAAGAGUCCAAUGAAUUCAAGAAUGUAAAAUGUUCAAUGUAAAGAAAUGAUGAUGGUGUUUCUAGCC
This is a messenger RNA of Helianthus annuus (common sunflower), 2553 nucleotides long. RefSeq names its product calcium-dependent protein kinase 26. Gene Ontology annotation, cellular component: cytoplasm; nucleus. The record is from RefSeq and is a predicted model, not a curated record. Gene Ontology annotation, biological process: peptidyl-serine phosphorylation; protein autophosphorylation; intracellular signal transduction. Lineage: Eukaryota; Viridiplantae; Streptophyta; Magnoliopsida; Asterales; Asteraceae. Gene Ontology annotation, molecular function: calcium ion binding; ATP binding; calcium-dependent protein serine/threonine kinase activity. Bases 588 to 2348 code for a protein of 586 amino acids. The transcript is spliced from 7 exons.